AGCGGUUUCCGCUGGAGCGGCGGCGGGUAGUGGCCCUCGUCCACUUGGGCUUGCGUCCGCCUUAUCGAUUGGAGGUGGAGCAGGGGCAACCGCCUCGGCAGCAGUUCCGAAGGAGCAGCACACCGCUUUGACGGUGCCCAAAGUCGAACAGAUAGACGUGUAUCAUGUGUCGCAGGUCUUGGAAGCGGCCCACAGCUCCUUUCCGCCCGUCGCGGCCCAGGCCCUACAACGGUUUUGCGAUCUGUCGUACCAGGAUAACAACGGAUACGCCAACGAACACGCGUAUCGAAUGGGGAAAAACGUUGUCCCCAUCUCAACAUAUUGAUUUGUCAUCCAAAUAAUCAUCUAGAUCGGAUCCACUGCAUCCCUGGAGUGUAGUUUCUCAACAUCAUUCGCAGCCGGAUAUUGAGAAGUGUUUUUAUUGUCUCUAUUUUGUUCUCGAAUUGCAAUUUGUCAUGCAGCUAGUCGAAAAAUCGAGGCACGAUGAUCGAUUUGUGAUGCGACUUCGACACCCGAGGACGCGGCGUGACCAGAUUCUGAUGCGGAGUUCGUAAAGCUUCUGGAUUUUUUGUCUAGCAGAUGCAGAUUCACCAUCUAAUAUUAACUUGGCACGAUGAAUGUGGGGACGUUUUUCAUGAGGAUAGCGCGAUUACCACCUGGGUGUACGUGAUGUUGCGGGUGCUGUGUAUGCGCAGCGUGCGGGCGGCACUGCGGGAGUUGUAGGUCGUGAGUUGAAGACACAUCUACCCUGGUAGAACUUUUUCGUGGAGUGACUGGC
Amoebophrya sp. A120 is the source of this 778-nucleotide messenger RNA. Lineage: Eukaryota; Dinophyceae; Syndiniales; Amoebophryaceae. The record is from the annotation of a GenBank genome assembly.